AUGUAUUCCAUCGAACUCCUCCCAAAUUCCUCGAGCCACGCAACUCCGGGAUGGACCUACGUUCCAGACAGACGCGACAGGGGCUUCGACCCAGCCAAGGCAGCCAUCACGCCCGCCGUGGGUAGAAAGCGAGGAAUUCGCGACCCAGGACGCGCCGACCUUUCCUCGCGACAGAACAACGCCAUCGUGCGUCAUCUGGCUGAGCUGGACCGGGAAAAUCACAAGGAUGUCAGCAUUCCCAUCCCGGUGAAGCAGCAGAAGGAUGCCAGCGGCCGAGGAACAAGAGGCAAGGUAACAUCGAACGUGCGCCGAAUCCUCCAAUCUCAAAAAACAUUCCGCAACCACCUCGACGACGAAGAAGCUGCUCAGGCUCAGGCCGCGCAAACCGCCACCCAGCGUCCCGCCCCGGCGCAAGUAUCCCGACUCACAAAACCCUCUUCCUCCAGACGGAGCUCCACGCCUGCCACAGCCUCAAAGCCUGAGCCAUCAUCGUCCCGACAAAAGAAACACACCACCCCAGCAACACCCAGCGCGGUCCCAACAGCCUCCACAACAGCCUCCACAGAUGGCGACGGCGACAAACCAGACUCCGACCCCAGCCCCAACCCCGCAAAACUCAUAACAUCCGAACACGACAACGACCCCCUCCUCCGCUCAUACAUCCCUUCAGCCCCUCCGACCGCAUCAUGCAAGCCCUCCUCGCCGAACCACCUCUUUCCUACCACGCCGCCCGCGCCGGCCCACCCCUGA
Messenger RNA from Aspergillus campestris IBT 28561, 750 nucleotides. Its product is annotated as putative HIT finger domain protein. The transcript is spliced from 2 exons. Gene Ontology annotation, cellular component: Swr1 complex. Lineage: Eukaryota; Fungi; Ascomycota; Eurotiomycetes; Eurotiales; Aspergillaceae. Gene Ontology annotation, biological process: chromatin remodeling. The record is from RefSeq and is a predicted model, not a curated record. Gene Ontology annotation, molecular function: nucleosome binding. Bases 1 to 750 code for a protein of 249 amino acids.